UGGAUAGAUUAAAUAGAUUAAUGAAAUGUUAGUGAAUGUUAGUGAAGCAGAAUCCCGUCAAUCCCGUGUUUUUGCCAACAGCGCCUUCCUCUGGCGGUUAUGCUUAACUACAGGAACAACCGCCAGAGAGGAAGCUACGGUUAGUUCUAUUGCUACUAGCCGGCUAACUUGCUAAAAAGUAAACAAGUCUGUUAAAUGAGGUGAGAACUGAUCGCGGUUGAGAGGUCGCAUUUCAGACAUGAAGGAGGAUAAAGAAAACACCCGACCAAAUGAGAAAAGGGUGGAAAUAAAGACCGAAGAUGGAGACAAAACAGAAAAACCCAAGGAAAAGAAGGAGGCCAUGACAAAGAUCGUGAUCAGACGAUUACCACCUAAUCUGACCAAGGAGGAGUUAGAGGAGCAGCUUCAGCCUCUCCCAGAGGUGGAUUACUUGGAGUUUUUCUCUAACGACACCAGCCUCUACCCUCACCUCUUUGCAAGGGCUUACAUCAACUUCAAAAAUCAAGACGAUAUAGUGCUCUUCAGAGAUCGCUUUGAUGGAUAUGUAUUUAUAGAUAACAGAGGUCAGGAGUAUCCAGCUGUUGUGGAGUUUGCACCCUUUCAGAAAACUGCCAAGAAGAAAAUAAAAAAGAAAGAUUUAAAGUGUGGAACCAUCAUAGAAGAUCCGGAUUAUAAAAAAUUCCUUGAAUUUUAUAACGGAGAUGAAGAGAAGUUCACAUCCACGCCUGAAACCCUUUUAGAAGAGAUCGAGGCGAGGAGUAAGGAGCUUGUAGGUAAAAAAACGACUCCACUGCUGGACUUCUUGAAGAAUAAACAGAGACUGAAGGAGGAAAAGAGAGAGGAGAGGAGAAGGAGGGAGCUUGAGCGUAAGCGUCUGAGAGAUGAGGAGCGUCGUAAGUGGAGGGAGGAUGAGAGGAAGAAACGCAAAGAGACGGAGAAGCUGAAGAGAAUGGAUAAGCCGCUGGAGAAAGACAAGGACCAAUUUAAAGAAGAACCAAAAAUUAAGCUCCUCAAAAAGCCAGACAGAAGCGACGAUGGAGAUUCUGAAAAGCCCUACAGCAGACCCAAGAAACCCGAGAGGCCAAAUAAAGAGGACAGAUCCGUAGGAAACGCUGAGCAGAGGAGGCGUCCGAACCUGGAGAGCAAGGAGGACCGCGGGAGGAAAGGCGACGGGGAGGGACGGAAAGAGUUCAGGGAGCGCGACGCCGACCGCGAGCGGGAGAAGGAGCGGCGGCAGAGAGAGAAGGAGCGCCUCCGGCGGCAGGACGAGGAGAGGCGGAGGAGGAGGGAGCAGCACGACGGGGAGAACUUCAGCAGAAAGCGAGAGGAGGAGUUCAGAAGAGAAAAGGCCCUGGAGAGGAAGAAGAACGAGGGUUUGGCUGACUCCCCCCAUUCAGAGAGGCCAGAGAAGCCGGCGAAGGAGAGCCGGAAGGAGGAGAGCAGGAAGGAGGAGAGCAGCAAAAGGGAGCGGCUACGGAACAAGGACCGGCCGGCCAUCCAGCUCUACCAGCCAGGGGCCCGGAGCCGCAACAGGGCCACCGGGGGAGGAGCCGAGUCCAGCUCCGCCGACAGAAAGCAAGACGCCGAGGGCAAAAAAGCGGCCGAGAUGGGAGAUGACUGAGAUGAUCUCUCCCUGUCUAAUGUUAAGUCUGGAGGGGGGUGCAGGAGACCUGUGGGGCUCAGAGCAGCAACGCGACGUCUGAGAGCUGCGUAGAAAAGGGCCCGCACCCGGCUCCCCCAGUCCCAGGGGAAUAGGAGGCAUAGUGAUCCUCCCAGAGCCGGAAUGUGACCCUUUUUUUUGUUUAUUUUAUGUCAGGAGAGGUAAAAGGUAACUUUUGGAGAGAAUUUGGCUUUAGGGCACGUUAGACAAAGCCAAAGCUUUCUGGGACCAGUGAUCGCAAAGUGACCUUAUAUCAGUGACGUUUACACGGCAACGCGCUAGCUUUCAGCUCAUUUAGCUAAAUCGCUGCGGCUCUGAAACAACCUCUUUUACUUUCUUCUCACUUCUUAUGCCAACAUGGCCCAGUUCUACAGUUGAUGUUGCUUUCAGAUCCCAGAGCGUUUCUGUUUUAUUUUCAUUAGUUUGCACACAUCCUGCUGUGCAUGGGGAGACGGAUUAGCUUUAAGUCUCUCCAUCAGCCUGAGCAGCUGAGGGUCACAAACCCAAUCUGCCCUCCCCCUGUCUGGGAUCAUGUUUUACAUCCGUUCAGGUACUUCACACAGGAGAAACAGCCAUUUUGACUGCAGCACUGAGUCACCGGUGUUCCGUCAGGUAGACUUGGGACACUGAAGUCAGAUAAUCAGAGUGAUCCACCCGUGGCCUUCUCCAUUUUCUUGUCUCAGACUCUCCUGAAACAUUUCCCUGUGAUGACCAGCUUCUGUACAGACGGCUGCUGACAGAACUUGUACUUGCUUUUCACAAGAAAUAAAAGAUCCUCACUCA
Messenger RNA from Menidia menidia (Atlantic silverside), 2443 nucleotides. The record is from the annotation of a GenBank genome assembly. Lineage: Eukaryota; Metazoa; Chordata; Actinopteri; Atheriniformes; Atherinopsidae.